GAAAUGAUGGGAUGUCGGUUGCUGUGGCAAUGCGCAGGCUCUGUGAGGAGACUAAGGCUACUGCUGCUGCUGCCACUGCUUACUGAUCAGGAGACGAGCGCCUGUGCUUCUGCUAGCUUACACCGUACGACAGUGGUGUGAGAAAGAGAGACAGCACAGCCUUUGUGAGAGUUGCUUUCUCUCUGUAUGAGAGAUAGAGAAAUGAACGUGCGCACCACCGCUCAUCAUGCUGGGGAUUUGCUGAUGCUAGUGCGGUUCUGACUUGCUCAGACUAGGAGGGGCUUUCUCCAGUCUCCAGCCUGCUUCACAACAACUAGAGCUUUGACUGCAGGGUUGUGAUCGAACAGAUCUUUAAGUGGCCGUGUGAGUGUGGGCAGAAUUAUGGAGGCUCCGCUUGUCUGUCUUGAUGAGGAGUUUGAGGAUCUCCGGCCAUGCAAAAUGGAGGAACUGGAACCAGCACCUCACCUACCUUAUGGGACCAUUCCUCUCGCUCCGUUGUGCCGGGAAGACUUCUCUGAGCUGGAGAACUUCUCAGAGAUGAUGAGUUUUAAGUCCAUGGAAGAUCUGGUGAAUGAAUUUGACGAGAAGCUGAAUGUGUGCUUUCACAACUACAACACCAAGACAGAGGGCCUGGCUCCGGUACGCAAUCAGUCACAUGCUGAAGAGGAUGAGGACCGGCUGCAGGAUGAAGAUGUAUGGGAUGCUCUGACUGAUAACUAUCUGCCAUCCUCUGUGUCCAGCUGGGAUUGUCCAAAUUCAGAGACACUGAAUGGCAACCUUUCAGAUGAUGAAAUACACGAAAAAGAGGAGGAGGAGAUGAAUGAGAAGAACGAAAAUGCCAACUGUCUGACUGAAGAACCUCUCAUCACAGCUGACCAGGUGAUAGAGGAGAUUGUUGAGAUGAUGGAGAACUCUCCUGACCCAGGUGAGACAGAGGAAGAGGAGGAGGAGGAAAGCGGUAUCUCCUCCCCUAAGACUAACCCUUCUCUCCUGGAGGAGAUCCGCAUGCUGUCUCAGGCCGCCAACAACAACAACUGCUCUUAUGAAGGAUUAAGGCUGAUGCCGAGCUCGGAUCUGCUGGAGCUGCUGGGCCGUGUGGAGAUGGCAGUAAGGGAAUACUCAGAGGAACUGGUGACUCAGUUGGCACGGAGAGACGAGCUGGAGUUUGAGAAGGAGGUGAAGAAUACGUUCAUCACAGCCCUCGUGGAGGUGCAGAACCGGCAGAAGGAGCAGCGGGAGCUCAGCAAGCGCCGGCGCAAGGACAAGGCCAUGAGCCUGCAGGGGACUGGACGCUCGGAGAAGACCGGCAGCAUGCCUGUGAAGCGCUUCAGUAUGGAGGGUCUGUCUAACAUCCUUCAGACGGGGAUCAGACAGACAUUUGGAAACUCAGGGAUGGACAGACAGUAUCUAAACACAGUGAUCCCAUAUGAGAAGAAAGGAGCUCCUCCAUCUGUUGAGGAACUUCAGAUGCUGACAAAAAUUCUUUAUGCCAUGAAGGAGGACAGUGAGAAAGUCCCCACCCUGCUAACUGACUACAUACUAAAAGUUCUGUGUCCCACGUAAGCAACUGUGUGUGCUGUCCUACCUUUGGGGCUCUGAGGAAGGCUGGGGUUUUCCUCCCUCACUCACUCACACAUUCACUCACUCACACUCUCUCUCUCUCUCUCUCUCUCUCUCUCUCUCUCUCUCUCUGCUUCAGUCCCAGCUGCAUGAACUCCUUAACACUAUCAUCAAGGGACCUUUAAAAUCUAAACAUCCUCAAACGUUUGCUUAGCCUAAUCCAGUUCAUUUCACUGUCCUACCUGCGUGUGCACAUAUCCACAAGGCCAGUAAAGCAGAGCUCGGUGCUUUCCUAUUUUUUGUAUAUUUUACAAUGGGCCAAAAGCCAUAUGGAGCAUGCUAGGAGGAAACAGA
This is a messenger RNA of Tachysurus fulvidraco (yellow catfish), 1914 nucleotides long. It is a transcript of the gene fez1, whose product is annotated as fasciculation and elongation protein zeta 1 (zygin I). The coding region runs from base 382 to 1563 and encodes 393 amino acids. The transcript is spliced from 10 exons. Gene Ontology annotation, cellular component: axon; cytoplasm. NCBI's taxonomy places the organism in Eukaryota, Metazoa, Chordata, Actinopteri, Siluriformes, Bagridae. The record is from RefSeq and is a predicted model, not a curated record.